Nymphaea colorata (pocket water lily) is the source of this 1827-nucleotide messenger RNA. RefSeq names its product short-chain dehydrogenase reductase ATA1. Bases 798 to 1628 code for a protein of 276 amino acids. Lineage: Eukaryota; Viridiplantae; Streptophyta; Magnoliopsida; Nymphaeales; Nymphaeaceae. The transcript has 2 exons. The record is from RefSeq and is a predicted model, not a curated record.
AUAAGCCUGUCAGGCACUCUGUAAUGAGGCGACACGUGAACAUCCAGUGACCUGAAUCAAAUUAGUACUUUUUAUGCUUAGCAAGACGUUGCCAAAAUAUUGGGUGUGGAAAUAAAUUUUAAAAAAUAAUACCGAUCUAUUGGCAAAGCCAACAGUUUUGAUUAUGAGAGAAAUUUUAUGAUAAGGUAGGCCACUUUUCUUUUUAGCUGUUAAUAUGGUGAUUUUUUUGACAGCUUUCUCCCCUUUGGCAGUCUCCAACUCGCCGCUCCUGACUGCUGCAACCGAAAUAUCACAAUCUUUUCCAAUAUCUUCCGAACCAGAGAGAGAGAGAGAGAGAUAUGCUUGAACCAGGGUUUUGCUAUAUCUUACAAUAUAAAAAGCCAAGGAACCAUGCUUUUCACUCCGGACUAACGUGUCUGAUUUUCAAGAAAAGAAACGAGCUAAUCUCAUCAAAAUAACAAGGUCCUUUUUCCGGUAAAACCUUGCCCGUCUUUCUAGCAUCUACCUAUGGGUGGGAAUACAUUUGGAUGUUCACGCGGGAGGUGCGGCAGGUGCUCAAAGUCCUGUUAUUGGUAAUCCUUCUCGACAUCAUGCGAAACUCUAAAAUAUGAAAGAACAAUAUGAAUGGUUCACCAGAGUGGGCGGGAGCAUUUAUUGGUGAACUGUACUUGGUUUUUUGAGCGCGAGAGCCGUGACCCUUCUAACUCUUUACCAGACGUAAUGCGCAGCCUUUGAUAUAUAUCUACUUGACCGAGUCCUGGCCUCCAAGUGGAGGCGACGGAUCCAGCUUUAGAAAAAUGGAGUUGAAUGGCUGCAAGAGCUUUUAUGAGCAAAGAUUGAAGGGGAGAGUUGCCAUCAUAACAGGGGGCGCUAAGGGCAUAGGAGCAGCCACUGCUAAGCUGUUCGCUCAUAAUGGGGCCCACGUCAUCAUCGCGGACAUCCUCGAUGACGUGGGCCUUACUUUGGCUAAACAAAUAGGAGCUCGCUACGUGCACUGUGACGUGGCCUGUGAGUCCGACGUGGAGGCCGCGGUCGAUGUGGCGCUGACUUGGCACGGCCAGUUGGACAUCAUGCUCAACAAUGCGGGCGUAGAAGGCCCCUCCGGCAGCAUUGCGGCCAUGAGCAUGAAGGAGAUGAAGAAGCUGGUGGCCGUGAACGUGUGCGGCGUGGUCCAUGGCAUUAAGCAUGCAGCCCGUGCCAUGAUGGGGACGAAGGGCGGCUGCAUCAUCUGCACCUCCAGCUCGGCGGCGGUCAUGGGCGGCCUCGCCUCGCAUGCCUACAGCCUCUCUAAGGCAGCACUGCUGGGCUUAGUCAGGAGCGCAGCAUGUGAACUGGGGGUGCAUGGGAUACGGGUGAACUGCAUUUCGCCGCAUGGUGUGCCAUCGGACAUGCUCGUCAAUGCUUACCGGAAAUUCCUCGGCAAGCCGGACCUGGAGGCUGAUGACAUUCAGCGUAUGGUCGCGGAGUCCGGCAGCCUUCUCAAGGGCAGGAGUGCGGCCAUGGAGGAUGUAGCACGGGCGUCGCUCUUCCUAGCUAGCGACGACGCAGGCUUCAUCACCGGACACAACUUGGUGGUGGAUGGAGGCUUUACUUCUGCUCAUACCACACUAAGAUUCAUAUAUCAGUAACUUGGAUUGCAUUGAACCGUAGUAUCUGAAUGCCUAGUUAGAAAAGGACAAAAGAAGAACAAGUUUGCCAUAAAUGCAUAGAAUACUUACGCUCAUUGAGAGCGAUAGUUCAUAAGGAUUCAUUCAUGUACCCGCCUGUAAUACCAACAGUUACCUGCAAGAGAAGGCGAGAUCACUUACUUUUGCAUUGAAGCAGCUA